Messenger RNA from Prorocentrum cordatum, 1482 nucleotides. NCBI's taxonomy places the organism in Eukaryota, Dinophyceae, Prorocentrales, Prorocentraceae. The record is from the annotation of a GenBank genome assembly.
AGCAGCGCAAGCGGGCCGACGCCUUGGCGCUACCACGCGUUGGCGCUACCACGCGCUGGCGCUGCCACGCGCUGGCGCCACCACGCGUUCUGAGGAUCAUCACCGGCAUGCGCCGACGCAGCUCGCCUUUCGGCGGCCUCGCCGGGCGCACCGCCCGCGGGCGCGCCCCCCUACGUAUCGACCGCAUGGCCUCCGCCCACCUGCGCUAGGCGAGCGAUGCCGGCUGCCUCGCCGCGCGGCGCCGGGCGAUGGCCCAAACUCUGGCUGCUCGCGGCGGCGGCCGUCGGCCCGGCGCUGCCGCGCGGCUCGGCCCUCUCCGUGGAGCUGGCGCCGGAGGUGCCGCCACAGAGCGACGUGGAUCAGUGGGGCGCGGAGCUGAUCGGCGCGGGGGCCGGGCUGGCACAUCGGCUCGGGCUGGACGCGCACCUCUCCUUCAAGGAAGUCGCCGCCAUGGUGGGGAACUACAACCGCAGCCUCGCGGAGGCGGUGGCUUCCCGCGCGCCACCGUCCACUGAGCAACGCCUGCCGAUGGUAUACCUGCAUGUGCACAAGAGCCUGGGGACGUGGAUGUGCAAGAUGGCCCGGGCGCAGAACGCAAGCAGGCCUGGCGACGCGGAUUGCGCCACCCACGACGACUGGAUAUGGGCGAAGAAAAGUUGGGAAUGGUACGACUUCGACAACACCUGCAGCCGUCGAGUCAAGGAGAUACAGGAGAACGGUUGGACGUUCCUGGAGAUCGAGCGGUGGGUUGACUUCCAAGACGACAGCCUCCACGGCGACUGGUGCCCAGAGGACGCGUUCUACACGAUGAUACUGCGGGACCCCAUGGAGCGGGCACAGUCACAGAUGUAUGCGAACAUGCAGUCUUGGGCUUCAGUCCGAGCCUGGCUCGCCGAAGGCGAGAGCUGGCCGACUCCCUACAACUACCUCCACAGCCACAUCCCCUUCGACAACUUCUACGUGCGAACCCUGUGCGGGCGCACGUGCCACUUCCUCGAGGCCGGCGGGAUCACGCACGCGCACCUCGAGCUGGCCAAAUCCAGGCCGAGCAGCGCCGACUUCUCUCGGGAGCUCCAGCAGCUGGACGCCGUCAUGACCACCGAGGACCUCCUCACGCAGCUUUCACAGCUGACCGCCAUCACUGGCUGGCGGCCCGCAACGAAGGCGCAGGCGGGCAGCGUCGUCCACAACACCAAGUGCGCGGCGGGCACCUCCAGGCUGGCGACCGACGAGUGCAGGGCCUUCGCGCUGCCGCCCAGCGCCAUGGAGCAGAUGCGGGACGCCAACCGCUUGGACUUGGAGCUCUACGAGUUCGCGAAGCAGGUUGCGAAGCAGAAGACAGACGCCCUACUCUGAAAGAGCACCAGGACAACGUGAAAUUCUGCAUUCAUGCAGUGACGUGCGCUUCGUUCAGCGGAAUGGAAAAUAAUCGUCCUUAUCAUCGUCGUCCCUUUGCUCACAAGUAGGGUCUGGACAGCUGGC